This is a messenger RNA of Rotaria sordida, 945 nucleotides long. The record is from the annotation of a GenBank genome assembly. NCBI's taxonomy places the organism in Eukaryota, Metazoa, Rotifera, Eurotatoria, Philodinida, Philodinidae.
AUGGGGCUUUGCAGAUGCCCACAACGCAAAGUAUCAACAUUAUUUUGUUUUAAACAUCAUGUUAAUGUUUGUGAAUCAUGUCUUGUUAAUGAACAUCCACAAUGUAUUGUACGUUCAUAUAUAUCAUGGUUACAAGAUAAUGAUUAUAAUCCAAAUUGUUCUUUAUGUCAACGAUCGUUAAGUGAAACAGGUGAAGAAACAAUACGACUUAUAUGUUAUGAUUUAUUUCAUUGGUCAUGUCUUGAUCAAUAUUUUCGUUCAUUACCAUCACAUACAGCACCUGAUGGCUAUACAUGUCCAAUAUGUCAUACAUGCAUUUUUCCACCAUCAAAUCUUGUUUCGCCUGUUGCUGAUCAUGUUAGAGAAAAAUUAGCAACUGUUAAUUGGGCAACACGUUUGCCAAUAUUGUCAUCUAAUGAAUCAAUUAUACAACAAGAAAAACAACAAUCAUUAACUGAAACAGAAAAAAAUGGAUAUGUUAUUGUUAAUUCAGCUAUAAGUGGUGAUAGUAUACAAGGAGGAACAAGUGGAUUAUCACAUCAUCCAAAUCGUGCAAAUGAAACAACACAACAAUCAACAACGUUAACAAUGAAACCACUAGAAAAUGAUCCAGAUGAAGAAAAAUAUAAGCGUCGUAGUGUUUUUACAUGGUUUGCUCGAUGGUUACGUUCUCGUCAAACAACAAAUCGAAAAGAUACUAUGUAUAAUCGACCACAGAUAUCUCGUACUCGUUAUUUAAUUUAUAUGAUAUUUGUGAUUUUAUUUAUUUUUCUUACAAUUCUAACAAUUUUAUAUAAUUUAACACGAGGUGAUAAUAAUGAAUAUAUAAAUCGAAGCGAAGAUCCACAAUUUAAUCCAUUUAAUAAUCCAUUUAUACAUGUUGGUGGUCGAUUUUUGAAAAAAACUGUAAAAGAUUCAAAUUUACCUAAUGAUCAACCGAAAUAA